AUGGCUUCUUCAUCCGCUAACCGCCCUGUUUUUUCCCCUUCUCCUACCCCUACUCCUCCGGCUUCUCCACCUUCUUCUCCCGAUCCCCAGAAUCCUCAAGACCCUCCGGCCUCCCCUGAAUCUCCCCCACCUCCUCCUAAUAUGCCUAAGCCCAUUCCCAUAUCCAGGCUAGAUGUCGCAGAUAUGAAUAAGAUGGCCGAAAUAUGUAAAAACCCCGCAGGCCUGAGGCAUGUCGUGGAGACAAAAAUGCCGAUUAAUUUUGUCCGCUGCCGUCCCUCUGAUCCCGGGGAACGUGGUUCUAGGACUCAAGGUUCCAGCGGUAGAGGCUCUGGAGACGCCAGCUCCAGGGCAGACAUGUCAGAGCAGCCCGCUGGCUCUGAAAUGGACACCUCUCGGAUGGUGUCCGACGUCGCGGGGGUGAUCACCCCCACACGAAGCUUUCCUCCAGGUAGGGGAAAGUCCAUGAAGGUCUUGGAGAUGUUCAGCCCGGAUCGGCAGAAGGUCGGCGGCUCUGGUGCUAGCUCUCACAGGGCAGAGGGGGGGCUGGAGUCCCAAAUAGGUGAGGCAAUCCAGUGUAUCGAUGAUUACGAUACACUGGAGAAAGAUUUAAAAAAGAAGAAGGAUGCGCAUGUGAAGCGUGACCAGGAGGUCACGGUCCUGAUGGAGUGCUUCAGCAAGGCCGACACGGAUAUGGCCGCGCUGCAGGCCAAGGUUGAGCAGCUGGAAGUGGAGAAGGCCUCCCUGGCCUCAGAGCUGGGGAGGGCUAAAAAAGAGGGGUAUGAAAACCUGGAACGCUUCCGGUCCCGAUACUAA
This is a messenger RNA of Salvia miltiorrhiza (redroot sage), 813 nucleotides long. RefSeq lists its product as uncharacterized. The record is from RefSeq and is a predicted model, not a curated record. The transcript has 3 exons. NCBI's taxonomy places the organism in Eukaryota, Viridiplantae, Streptophyta, Magnoliopsida, Lamiales, Lamiaceae. The coding region runs from base 1 to 813 and encodes 270 amino acids.